Molecule: messenger RNA, 1572 nt
Organism: Scomber japonicus (chub mackerel)
Lineage: Eukaryota; Metazoa; Chordata; Actinopteri; Scombriformes; Scombridae
Gene: snx21
Product: sorting nexin family member 21
Exons: 6
Coding region: 175-1473 (432 amino acids)
Biological process (GO): protein transport
Cellular component (GO): early endosome membrane
Molecular function (GO): phosphatidylinositol phosphate binding
Source: RefSeq, a predicted model, not a curated record
CUCUUCUCCUCGGCUCCUCCCGCAGGCUGCAGCCGGGGAAGCGUCCAGGAGUCGGGACACACGGACCGGACAGUCAGCCGGAGGUCCAACCGCCGGAGCUGCAGGCCGAUACCGCACCGAGCCGACAUGGAGCACCAGGAGCGGGGACAGUGAGCCGGAGCUCCGCGUGAUGUCAUGGCGUCCCGGCUGUUGGACCGUUUGAAGCGCUCGUUGUUUAAAGAUGGUCAGGGGGCGGGACCUGAACAGGAAGUCGGCAGCGGACAGGAAGAGGAGGAGGAGGUGGUGAAGGAGGACCGCUGGGAGGCGGAGCUGGAGGAGGAGGAGGAGUGUGUGACGGACAGACUCGGGGGAACGCUGUGCUUCGACAGCGCAGGAGGAGGAGGAGGAGCGGAGGACGGGGCGGAGGGAGACGGGUCGGGGAUGGACAGUGACUCUGACUUCCUGGGAGAGUCGAUGGAGGAGGGGCUCAGCAGCACCGACACCAGUCCAGUGGGCGUGUCCCCAGUCGGCCCGUCCCCGUCCUCUCUGCUAACUCGGCAGCUUCAGGAGAGCUGGAGGAGCCUUCGUGGGCUCAGUGGAGGAAGUCCCGCCCCCGCUGGUCGGCGGCUGACGGACAGUUUGAUGUUCGAGGUGACGGACGCCAGCGUGGUGCAGGACGGCUCCUCCAAAUACGUGCUCUACACCGUCCAUGUGAUCCAAUCCGGCGGCAGCGACAAGACUCCCGCCAUCAUCACCCGCCGAUACUCCGACUUCCAGCGCCUCCACGCCACUCUGCGCCGUAACCACGGAGACCAGAUGGAGCGCGUCUGUUUCCCACGAAAGAAGCUGCGUCGGAACUUCACGGCGGAGACGAUCGCCAAGCGGAGCCGAGCGUUCGAGCAGUACCUGUCUCACCUGUGCUCUCUGUCGGCCCUGCGGGGGGCGCUGUGCGUCAGACACUUCUUCUACCUGAGCGACCUGCAGACGGCUCAGCUGCUCAUCAGGGUGGGUCGCUACCAGGAGGCUUUGGGUCCGCUGCUCAACGCCAAGAGACUGCAACACAAACUGGGCUGGGCGUGUUACUAUGACGACCAGGCCCAGACCCCGCCCCCGGCCUCCUCCCAUUGGUUCUUCACCCUGGUGGGUUUGUCGUGUUGUUUCCAGGAAGUGGAUCAGCUGGAGGAGGCUCGAGACCAGAGCGACCUCGCCCUGCGCGUCCUGACCCCCCCCUCGCCGCCACAGACUGACACGGACGACCAGCCCCUCCCCGCCCCCCCGUCUGACCCCGCCCCCCCGUCUGACAUGCCGCACCCCCUCCUGCUGCCGUUGCUACGGGCGACGGUCCGGCUGUCGUGGCAGACGGGCAAAGACAAGCGGCAGUGGGAAGGACUGCUGCAGCAGCUGGAGGAGCAGGGGGGGGGGCUCGAUAACCAGCCCACCUUAAAAGAGUUCCUGGUUAAACACAACCUGCAGGAGGAGGGGGGGGACGCGUAGACACACACACACGCACACGCACACACACACGCUGCAGAGUACAAUCACUCACAGAAUACAGCUGAAAUAUUUAGAGAGAAAAAGUCUAAAUAUUUCAAA